Molecule: messenger RNA, 498 nt
Organism: Serendipita indica DSM 11827
Lineage: Eukaryota; Fungi; Basidiomycota; Agaricomycetes; Sebacinales; Serendipitaceae
Source: the annotation of a GenBank genome assembly
AUGGUCAACCGCAUCGAUGCUACGUUUGAUGACACGGGUUCAUGGAAAGAAUCCGACGUCGUGCCUUCUGGAACCGCACCCGCUCCUGAAGGCGAAAAGCAAAAACUCUCCUGUCUCGACCCCGUACUCCGCAUCACGACCGUCAACACGGAGCGCACGUUCAAGGGUGGUAUGCAAGGAAGCGCACUGGCGUUGUACACCAUGGUCUACCAUAACGAUCCAAGCAAGAGCUCUGAGAUGCCAAUGGCGAGCUAUACCGGCAUCAUGUUCUUCAAGGGAAUCGUCCAGGGGAGUAAAGAGGGCGAAGCAACGUUUACGUCGAGCGGGACGUGGGGUAAAGACGGGCAGAUGCGCGCUGUCGGCGAGUGGACGCUCGUUCCGGGUACGCUCACGGGCGGACUCGUAGAUGCACUGGGGACAAGGGUGUCGUCAAGGGAGGAUACAGCACUGCGGGGCACACCGAUUGUCAGUGCUGGUUGGAAAUCGGGGCUUGAGUAA